Messenger RNA from Paraphaeosphaeria sporulosa, 1323 nucleotides. RefSeq lists its product as uncharacterized. Bases 1 to 1323 code for a protein of 440 amino acids. The record is from RefSeq and is a predicted model, not a curated record. The transcript has a single exon. NCBI's taxonomy places the organism in Eukaryota, Fungi, Ascomycota, Dothideomycetes, Pleosporales, Didymosphaeriaceae. Gene Ontology annotation, molecular function: protein binding.
AUGGAUGCUGAGGGGAAACGGCACCGAUUUCUUGACAACAUACCCGGAUUCAAGCGUCGGACUGGUGAUCACACGGGUGGCAGCCACCUGUUGCGCUUGAACAGUUUGCCCGACGACGUUCUUAUCCUUAUUCUCUCCCAGUGUCGCAUUGACGAAGUCUUCGCCUUGCGUGGUACAUGCGCUACUUUUCGCAAUGUUUUCUCGAGAUAUUCAGCCCACAUCAUUCCCUCAGUCGCCCAGUGUACCUUCCCGGGGAGUAAGCUACUUUUAGAGCCACCUAUUGCUCCCUCCGGGUACAACUUGACGUGGCUCAAAGAAAGAAUUCCUCAGCAAUUGGCGGCUAUACUGGUCGACAGGCAUCGUUUCAUCUUUGAGGAGCAACCGAUGGGUCCGAGAAUUGGGAUAGCCGCCGAAGAUGCACUUGGUACAGUGUUCCGCGGUAGAGUCGCGAGCGGAUGGCGAAUCUUGGGACGGUUAUCCAAUAUCUCGUCGGAUAUAUACAGAUUGGAUGCAAAGGAUGUCCUCUCCAUGUCGGACAAGAAAGCCACGUGGUUGACGGCACACACAUCGCGCUACGAAAGCGAGACUGUGCGGCUUCGGGAGGAGCUGGUGUUGCAGCGACGAUUGCAAUUAAUCGAGACAAUAUCUGUCCACGAGGCAGAGGACUACAUCAUGAUGUUCAUGUUACUUUCAGGAGCAUGGAGGGUCGGGAAAUCCUCUCGACAGCAAUCGACGGUAAAAUCUGUUUCAAAGAAAAAUCCAACAUGGCCAUUCGAUUUCGGACACGGCAUCGACGCCCCGAGGAUGAUUCGCAAAGGUGAGUCAUGGGUGACGUGGUUCAUUCUCCACCAGGGUCCGCGACUGUUUUGGGAGCAGUGGUGGUCUCUUCCACCAGAGGCUCCCGAAACAACGGACCAUGUGCGCGAUCUUGCCAUCCAAGCCUUUUUCUCGCUGCUGCCAUCGGAAGACCAAGCAACGCAUAAUUAUACAGAUUUUUCAGAUCCGCAUGAAGAGUUGCACAUAAUGCAGCGCACAUGCGCGGAAACGGUGCAACGUGCUAUUCAGGAAAAGUGCAGCGUGUCGACAAGAACUCUACAUCUUCACUACCAAUCAAUAUACGACCGAAGUCGUCUUGAAAGGCUCGCGCGUAUUGGCGCAAGGGCCGCUGCCGCUGCCCAAGCGGAGUCAGAUACGACAAUGCUGGCCGUGCCGUUCUUCAUCGUCUUCUCCGCCCAUGAGCCUGCAAAGGGUGCACAGGCUCAGGUUCAUACGAUUCCGUCCGCUCAUUCGAUCCAAUCAGCAUUUUUCAGAAGGCGUUCAUAA